This is a messenger RNA of Gigantopelta aegis, 9726 nucleotides long. RefSeq names its product semaphorin-1A-like. Gene Ontology annotation, molecular function: semaphorin receptor binding; chemorepellent activity. The record is from RefSeq and is a predicted model, not a curated record. Gene Ontology annotation, biological process: negative chemotaxis; semaphorin-plexin signaling pathway; neural crest cell migration. The coding region runs from base 386 to 2527 and encodes 713 amino acids. NCBI's taxonomy places the organism in Eukaryota, Metazoa, Mollusca, Gastropoda, Neomphalida, Peltospiridae. The transcript has 17 exons.
AGAGUUACACCUGGCAGUUUUGCGAGAGGAGAUAUCAAACUAUUGUUUUACACUCACGCUUGCGCAAGCUGCUAAUUUGGCGUUACCCACCCCUAUCACAGACUGGGAUAGGCUUGGAAUUACCUCAGUUUCAAGAAAUCCGGCAUUCGUUCUGUCUCAUCAAGGAAAACUCUUCGUUUGAUAGCUGUUUAUUGUGUUUUUCAACAGGAGUAUUCAAGAGGUGCUUUGCGGAAGGCCGAUACUCGUCCCAGAUUGUAAUGUGUGCGACAGUUUAGAGCGGCUGCCUUACUCGCAGCCUAUAUCUUUAAUUACGUAGGUUUGGAAGGGUCUCUCUCACCCCUUCAUAUCUUUUUCGUUUCUUGUUUUGUGUAGAUAAUUUGCGAACAUGGAGUACAAAAACGUGGAUUUACGGUUAAGGACUGGUAUCCUACUGGUGUUACUUCUGGUUUACCUGUCGACCUGUGUCCUGGCGUGGAACUUUGACAACCUUCCCAACGAAAAAGUCCACAUCAGCGUGUCUGACAGCAGUGUCCAACACUUGGCGGGAGACGAACGCGACAAUGAUCACUUCAAACUUCUGCUCACCGAAGGAACGUCCAUGCUGGUUGGAGCCAAAAAUGCCAUCUAUAAUAUCAGUCUUAUGGAUCUGGAAGUAUUAUCGAAAAUAGACUGGUUCCCAGAAAGAAAUACCGUCAACACUUGCAAAAGAAAACAGAAAACUGAGGAACAGUGUCAGAACUUUAUCCGAGUGUUAGUGCGGAAGAACGCGAGAACGUUGUACGCGUGUGGAACAAACGCAUUCAGGCCGCGAUGUCGCAAUUACAAGAUGCAGGAAAAUGGAGACUAUGGGGAGCCAAGAGAUGAAGAUGGAGUUGGACAGUGUCCGUUUGAUCCCGAACACAACAGUACCGCCAUCUAUGCCAACAACAACCUGUAUGCUGCCACAGUUACAGACUUCUCUGCUCGGGAUCCACUUAUUUACGAGAGUAACCACCAGCUAAGGACUCAACAGUUUGAUUCAAAGUGGCUGAAUGAACCAAAUUUUGUCAGUUCCUUUGAGAAAGGUGACAGAAUCUAUUUCUUCUUCCGAGAAACGGCUGUGGAAAAUAUCAACUGUGGAAAGGCUGUGUUUUCUCGCGUGGCACGUGUCUGUAAAAGUGACCGGGGUGGAGCGUUCGACCACUACAACUCCUGGACAUCUUUCUUUAAAGCACGCCUCAACUGCUCGAUACCCGGGGAAUUUCCCUUCUACUUUGAUGAAUUACAAGCUACAUCAGACUUUGGACAAGGGAAGUUUAUGCCAACAUUCCGAAGCAACGACCGAUCUGACAUGGUGUAUGGCAUUUUCACUACACCACAGAACAGUAUCCGAGCCUCGGCCGUGUGUGCAUUCCGCUACUCCGACAUCACCAAGGUGUUCGAGUCACGGUUCAAAGGUCAGGAGACUGUCAAACACAACUGGCUGCCGGUGCCUAAAAAACUGACCCCCAAACCUCACCCACAGACAUGUACCAACAACAGCCAUGACAUGUCUGGAGAGACCUUGAACUUCGUGAAGGCGCACCCACUGAUGGAUGAAGCGGUGCCAACACAGGGUGGGGCUCCCCUCCUUAUACAGAGCAGUUUCAGCUCACAGUUCACACAGAUAGCCAUCGACUGGCAGGUUCAUGGAGUCAGUAACUACCAUGACGUCAUGUUUAUCGGAACAGAUGACGGUCGUGUGAUAAAAGCCGUCAACAAGGCUACGUCGGCCAAGCGAUCGAUUGACACAGUGAUUAUUGAGGACAUCCAGGUGUUUGAGGACCGGCAGCCGAUCGUCAACAUGAAGGUGUUCCGGCGCAACGGGAUGGAGAAGCUGGUCGUCAUGUCGAAGAAAGACAUUGUGUCGAUCCCGCUCCACCGCUGUCACGAGAAGAAGUCGUGUCGGGCGUGCGUCAGGCUGCAGGAUCCGUACUGCUCAUGGGCCGACGGGGAGUGUUCAAACACAGACAGAGGGGUACAAGACAUCGACUCUGGCACCGGGGACGCAGUGUGUGGAGACACCCUAGUUAUCGAGGAAAAACCCUUGACUGCGACCACAACCACGCCUCUCCCAGUACAAUCGGAAAAAUGUGUUUGUCCCACUGUGGCCCCUCCCGUAGAGGGCCCCCAGGAACUUCCGAACAAUGUUAAAAAUGAGCCUGCAGUUGGAGAACAGAAAACAUUAAUGGCGUCCGACUUCGGGUCAGCAGAAACGCUAGCGAUCGCUGUCGUUGUUUCAAUUGUUUUAUCGAUCAUUGUGGGAUUUCUCAUCGGCUACAAAGUGAGCCAGUGCCGGGCGUCUCGAGACAUAGACUCGCCGUUUCACGAGCGCAACAUCUCGUUGAGUAAGCGCUCAAACCGUAUGUCGUCGGGCGACCACACCUACUUCGUGACUGACCAUGCCCCGAAGACUGUCAAUUACUUUGUGAACAUGAAAUCGCCGGGCAAGUUGAACAGUGAAAUGGAAACGAAACACGUGACUAAAUCGAACAAGGUUUACUUAUAGCCGACCGAAGCUCAACUGUUGUGUAAAAUGUUUUUGUUUAGUUUUCUCAUUGGUGCUGCUGUAACCAGAUGGGUUGACCAAAUUAGGUUGGUCGCCGUGGCAACAAGACCCGUAUUUGGGAGAAGUGACAAAAAACAACAAAACAAAAUGCCACCUAGGUUAUUGAUUGUGCUUCCACCAGACUCGACCUUCUCACGGUCAGAUUGAUGAAGGUCGUAUUGAUGACGGUCAACUUGAGGUGCACAGCUGAUAUAUAUAUAUAUAUAUAUAAUAUAUCAUAUCCAUUGCACAACGGCCAUAAGUGAUCCUUUUUUAAAAGAUUGUGUGAAAAUACCCACACAGGUGGGCUGUUUCCUUGUUAUCGUGUAUGAGAUCUUCAACACCUUGCCGUUUUUUCCAAGGCAAAUGGCUGACGUUAUAUUGGAGUAACAUGCACAAAAAACAUUGAUGGCAUGGGUGCUAAUGGCUGACAAGACAGACCAACAGAAAGAACAUUCCAGAAGACCAUUUCUGUUACUUUUUUUCAGUACUCUUGUACACUGGUACUGUAAUAUUGUAGUACUGUUGUAGAAAAUGUAGUACUGUUGUACAUGGGAAUAACCUUCACUAUCAAGUGAAUUUGUAUAUAAUAACAACAUCAUUUGAUAAACUUGGGCUUUCAUAAACUGUGUAAAUCUUGAAUUGAUUUUUAAAAGAAACCCCCACUUACAUUGUUGCUAUGCAACAAGCCAUCUUCCAAAGACUUCCAAAUGGCAUGCGAUCAUGAGAGACAUUGAACAAAGUUGUCAAAAGAUGGAAAAGUGAAAAUUGGACAAAGUUGUCGAAAGAAUGGGCAUCAGCAAAGCUGUCGAAAGAGGGAAAAGUGAAAAUUGGACAAAGUUGUUGAAAAAAUGGACAUAUAGCAAAGCAAUUGAACAGACUGUACAAAGUUGUUGAAAGAAUGGACAUUUGGCAAAGCAAUUGAACAGACUGUACAAAGUUGUUGAAAGAAUGGACAUUUGGCAAAGCUGUCGAAAGGUGAGACAUUGAUAACAAUGUAGUUAAUGAUGAAAAAGUGAACAUUGGAUAAGAAAGAAAAAAAACCCACCUUUGAAAGUGUGGAUAUUAAGCAAUACUUGUGCAAGGUUGGAUCUUGAGAGAGAAGAACACUGAUAAAUGACUGGUUGUUUGAACACAAAAGUGAUGGAUUUAAUUUGAAAUAUUUCCGACAUUGAUACAUUCUGAGGGAAUUCAUUCCUAAACUGUUACUUGAAUGGAUUCUGUGUUGCCAUAGAUACUGGAACAUUUUCACUCCACAAGAACAAAAUUUAUAGCAAAUGUGUUCAGAGAAUAACCAAGAGUUAGAACUAUAAUCCAAUGACCAAGUGUAAUGAAAACCCCCAUUUUGUUUCAAUUUCUUCAAUGUUCUUCAAUGUGAAAACAACACUGACAAUGUCUCUGUCCGUUGAGGAGACACACUGUCCAUACUCACCUUGAGAAGAUUUGAUCUCCGACAGAUACUCAUGACAGCAUUAUAAUGCCAAGUCUUCAUCAUCUCAUCACAGAAAACCUGCCAAAACAUUCCUCUUCCAAAAAAAAAACCCAACAUGAAAUAUCCAUUGUUUGUCAUCAAAAACUUCCUAAUUUCCCCCUCCACCAAAAUAUCAUAUCACUGACAUGACAUAAGUUGUAAUGAAUUACAUGACAGGUUGUUCAUGAGUUUGGUGUAAUGUGAUGUGUGUUUUUGUAUGUGAUUACUUAAUGACUGGCAGAUUGUUCGUAAGUUCAUUACAUUUCACAGGUGGUCCUAACAUUAGGGCAUAGACGAUGGACAUAGGGCAUAGAUUGAAGACCCUUGGCCAAACAUGAGGCCAUCAGCCAAAUGUAGUAUACAGAAAACUGACAGAAUAUGGUGACAAAAGAAACGUGAAUUCAUACAAGACUCAUGGGAAGCUUGGAUCCCAUCGCCAAAUUACGUACUUGGGAAAAUAACCAACUGAGGUCAGGUCAUAGGGCUUAAUGUGCACACUCAGAGCAAGCUGUUGUAGCGUACGCCUGUCAUUGGUGCAGGUGUCGGUCCAUGCUGGCUCCUCUGUCCAGGACAGGAAUGACCAACUCGGUCCACAUUGCCCUAAGAAGACGUCCAGCAGUUUGGUGUUUUUUAGGUUAUGUGUGUAUGUGUGAACCCACCAAACUUUCAGUAUGAUGAUCUGUGUAAUUUUAUCAAUCUAUGAGGUCAAGAAAAGUACUGAAUAAAUGUUGUCAUGAAUCAUAAACAAUUUCAACUUGCUGUUCACAUUGUUGCUUUGGUUGUGUGCUGUAUUGACAGAUACAAAAUUAAAAACAAUUUGGUAUGGUUCAGCUUUGAAAGCCAUAAAUUGGUCACAAUAUAGGUCACAAUAUUUGAUGCUUGAUAGUGAAAGAAAAUACAGACAAAUAUAUACUGCAUUUAACUGAAAAAUGAUAUUGUGUGUCUAAAAAAUCAUGACCGUGUAGAAUUUAAAAUACAAUAUUUAAUGGUAUACAACUUUGACUACAUGUAAUUUACACAAAAAAUAACAGGAUUUUAAUUGAUGAUUUAUUUGGUCGCUUUUGGUAAACAGAAUGAUAAUGAUUGAAUUUUUUUUUAUAUCUUUAAAAACAAAUUUGCUAAUUGUCCUUCACCCUUCUAUGUUAAAGUUACUCAACCAUACUACUUUGAAUAACAGAGUAUAACUUUGAAUAACAGAUGUAUAACUUUGUAUAACUUUGAAUAACAGAUGUAGUAACUGAAUAACCAUGUAUUUUGUAAUUUUUAAUAACAGAUGCAAUAACUUUGAAUAACAAGUCUGGUGCUUAUAAAAGUUGUAUAGAGUCUGGACUCUGGACUAAUAGAGUCUGAGACAGUAAUGUCAUGACAACGCCAUACAAAUUGCAUGCGUGUGACGCCAUUAGAGAUUGAGUCUGGACUCUAAAAGCUUUUAUAAGCACAGCCCAGAUGUAGUAACUUUGAUUAGCAGAUGUGGUAUUAAGGUUAUCUCAGAUACUGUAGUAUAUUUUGUCUGUACAUUGUUUUAUUUUUUAGUAUCGCAGCAAAAAGACAAAAUUAAAAACAAAUAGCCUACCCACCUGGUUGUGUAUGUGUUGCUCAUGUUAUAUUGAAUCACAUACAAACAUGUGAUAAUCUUUUCCAAUAUGUUCUUGAAGAACUCUUGCCGUAAAUAAUGAAAUAAAAGUGUCAAAUAAAUUGCAGGAGCUGGUUAAGUGGAGUAUUAUUUCACUUGUAAACUUUGAUGAAAAAAGUAAUUUGGCGGGUGUGUGUGUGUGUGUGUGUGUGUGUGUGGAAUUAUGAAUAAUUUUCAAGAUUUUUAAAAAACAAAAAGCAAAACCCUAUUUGAUAUAUAGACUUCUUUUUCUUCAUAUUAUGCUCAGAAUGAAAUAAGCUUGUAUAUAGUUGUUAUGUAUUUUUGUUGUUUUGAGAUUCCCUACAGCAUAAGCAGCAUAUCAUGUAUCUAUAGUAUAAAUAUCAUUAGUGUGUGUGUGUGAGAGAGAGAGAGAGACAGAGAGCAAGACUGAGAGAGAGAUGAGGGAAGAGAGGGAGGGAGGGAGAGAGAUAAGGAGAGAGAGAGAUAGAGAUAGAGAGAUACGAGAGAGAGAGAGAAGAGAGAGAGAGAGAGAUGAGAGAGAGAGAGAGAGAGAGAGAGAUGAGAGAGAUGAGUGCUUGAGGACAGUGUUACAGGUAGGGUGUAUAAUUAUGUAACAGUGGCGUGGGUUGCCUGUACUACUACUGGCAUCACCAACAGACAAAGUACUGUGAUAUUAUGUUCAUUACUAUGCAUGGUUAACCUCGAAAAAUACAGUACAGGAUUCCAGAAAGAAAAGAUCUUCAAAAUACUGUGGUUCCAAACUGACAAAUAAACACCAAAACACUACUGAUGUACUUGGAAAAAAUACUUUGUUAACAUGUAUUCACAGGCCUUUGAAUAUUGCGAGAAUGACUGUUUCAUUUGUGUGUCACUUGCACAAAUCUAAUUUUUUAACAUUUAAAUUUAGGACAAAUUGUACAUGGACAUAACUGGUUAAUCAAAAAGGCAACGUGUUACCUAAAUUUAUUUUUAUUCUCGGAAGCCCGAUUCAAAAACAUCUUCCACAAACAUGAUUUUCUUAAAUAUAUUGUUUUUUAAACUCUUGGUUGUGUUUUCUCAAUUUCCUUAUUCCUUCCGCAAGUUUUUUGUGUGUUUUUUUUAAAGAUAUUUUUUCCAUAAAAACAUUUUUUUCCCCUUUGAAGACAGACAAUAAUGGCUGUAACAAAUCUGAACUAAUUUUUCUGUCUUGGCACAAACUGAAACGUGCCGAAUUGUUGGUUUUCCGACAGACAACCGCUCUGACCCAUUUGGUGAGCUCUUUUGACACUUAAGUACACAAAAAGUUCACCCGUCUGCACAGGGCUUCUUUUUUUUUUUCUUUUUUUUAAAGGCCUGUGUUUGCUGUCGCCAUGGAGAAAUACUUGAAUAGGCGAAGUUUCUUUUGUUGAAAUGGCCGACAAAAUAACAGAAUAGAGAAUGUUGAAUUGUGACUGAUGGUGUGUUUUCUCAUUAAAUUAAAUUAUUUUGCCACAGAAACAUUGUCAUGUUGACUGUGUGUCGGACAUUACAUCGCUUGCUGCUCAUUUAUUACUUCCUGUUCGGACUGUUCCAAACAAUCGCAAGGGGGUGAGGGUGGGAGACAAUUUCCGUACAUACCCAUGACUCAUAAAAUAAAAAUGUAAUUCGAAUCUUGAAGCAGGCAUGGGGAUAAAAUGAAGCAGAUCUACCAGGUAUAAAUCUGAACGACAAAACCGUAACACGUGAACAGGGCCGUAUCUCUGCACAAUACAGAGUCGAAUGGGCAUUUGGCAAAAUAGUGGUUGAUUCCAUGAAUCUCUAAAUGUUUCACCUCAUAAAAGCUGUAGUUUUUUAAUACUAAAACAAUUUCUAAAAUGCUAUAUUUAAGGCUAAAACGUAUUUAAAUGCAGUCAUGUAAUUGCUGGGUAGAUAAAAUAAUUGAUUUGUAUUCGCUCCAGACUGUGAAUUUAGCAGAAAUUGAUGAGAUGAAAUCCCCAAAUAUCUACAUUAUAUCCAAAAUUCAAUGCAUGUACUUAGUGUUCAGUUUUGAAUUGACCCACAAUAACCAUGGGAAAUCUUUGUGGAACAGGGAUGGUACAUAUCAAAGAUCCCUUGCUGCUAAUCGAAAAGAGUAGCCCAUGAAGUGGCGACAGGGGUUUUCAUUAUCUUAACCAUAUAACUGUAAUUACAAUGUGUUGAGUGUGUCGUUAAAUAAAACAUUUCCUUUUUUACUUUGUGGAAAAUCACUCUGGAAUCCUGUAUUGUAAUUUUUUUCAAAAUGUCAGAUGUGUGAGUAUGCUUGAUGAGUUAGACUGUCACAUAAUAUAGAUGUAUAUAGUUCCAUAGUAUGGAAAAACGAUCAUUGUCCAACAGAAAAGGCCCAUGCACAUGAAGAUGUGUGUUACUGUCCAAUAGAAGUGGUCCAUGUUUCUAUAGACAUGGGUCAUUGUCCAAUCAGCUUGCAUGUUUCAUCUGUAAAUAGAUUCAUCACAGCCUUCAUCAUCAUCCUGUUACUGUAAUAUAUGUAAAUUUGUCCAUACCAUAUAUAUUAUUUUUUUAUACUGUGCUGUGUAUGUUUACUCAUAGUAGAAAAACAGUGUAGGAAAGACAUGACAUGACUUACAUGAACAACGUUUAGGGGAUGUUUAGGGGAUGUACCGGUAUGAAAAAACUAUGUUUUCAGGUUUUGGAUUUUAAAAAAAAACAUUGCUUUUGCUUUUUUUUAUUUUUUUUUUUUUUGGCUGGGGAGGGGGAGCUUUGGGUUUUUUUUAAGGGUUUUUUUUUCCUUUAAAAAAAAAAAAAAAAAAAAAAUCAUGGCCAAAUCUUAAAUUGACAGUAAAAUUUUCAAAUCAACUGUAUUAAAAACAUGUGGCUACAAGAUGUGUGUGGCACAGCUUUUUGAAGAAAAAAAACCAACCCCAAAAACUGAUUAAAAUAUGACAAGGCCUGCAUUUGGUUGAAGGAACUCGAAUAUUUCUAAUGAUCAAUUCAGAUUUUGUAGAAUUUUUAAAAAUUAAUUUUGACCAUUCCAUUCAUUUUAUGGAAAGAAUUUUAGUUUAUUUGUUAUCAGCUGAAAUAGAAAUAGAAAUGGCAAACAGUGUUAGAAAGCUUUAAUUCAAAGUAGGCCAGUAACAUAGGAAAGGCAUCUUGUAUUCUCGGUCAGUAUAACCUUUAUUAUGGUCACUUUUUUCUUCCAUGGUAAAUGAUAUUUAAGAUCUUUAGGUAAUAAAAUCCUAGUGAGAGAUAUUUGAAUACCAAGGUAAUAUGAUAAAUGUGUCUCAGUUAAAUAUAUUAGUUACUGAUAUUGUUGAUGGAAAGGCAUGGUGGAGUAGGGUGGGUUUGGGGAGACUCCAGGCCCCCCCCCGAAAUAAUUCUGAAUCAAAUAUAUUAUUGGUAAUAAAUCUUAAGGCAGAGAUGAAUUGUACUAGAAGAAUGCAGGAAAUUGCAUUUCAGGACAUAUAGUUUUAAAAUUGUAUGGGGGAUCUUGCCCUCCGAAACCCCUAGAAACUUUACUUUGCCCCCUUGAUCUCAGUCAGCCUUCCCAAUAUCUACUUGUCUACUUGCUUCUGCCGUGCCUGCAUUGAAUUACAAAUUUACAAAGUAGCUAUUUGAUUUCUUUCUCCUUUUUUUUUUUUAAUUUUAAAGUAGCUAUAAUAAUAGAACAUUAUUUCUAGAAUGAUCCGAUAUAAAACAGGUACUACUCAACUAAUAUUUAUAUGGUAAAAUAUUCUCCCUUUUUAAACUACAAAACCUAGAAUGGCAGGUCUGUUAGGUGUAUUACCUGUAUGUAUUAUAUGUGUGUUUUACAUAUAUGUAUUACCUGUAUGUUCUACAUAUGUAUAUUACCUGUAUGUAUUACAUGUAUGUUCUACAUAUGUGUAUUACCUGUAUGAAUUAUAUGUAUGUAUUACGUCGUGUAUUACAUGUGUGUUUUGUGGCUGAAAGCCUUGGUCUGUAUAUAAUUAUAAGGCAGUUAUAUUUAAUUCUGUGUUCACUGCCCAUUAUUGUAUGCCAAAAUGUAAUAUGUAUGUACAAUUACACAUGUAUUUUAAACUAACAUACAGUAUGGCUUGGUCAUGCUGUAAGUAUGUAUGUAAACAUAGCAAAAAAUUUAUAAAAUAAAAUUAUAUGAAUAAA